AUGAAACCACAAAAUCUAACAGAUGUCUCAGAAUUCCUCCUCCUGGGCCUCUCAGAUGAUCCCAAACUACAGCCCCUUCUCUUUAGGCUCUUCCUGUCCAUGUACCUUGUGACCAUGCUUGGGAACCUGCUCAUCAUCCUGGCUGUCAGCUCUGACUCCCACCUCCACACCCCCAUGUACUUCUUCCUUUCCAAUUUGUCCUUGGCUGACAUCAGUAUCAGCACCACCACCAUCCCCAAGAUGCUAGUGAACCUCCAGACAUACAGAAAAUCUAUCACCUACACAUGCUGCCUAGCUCAGGUGACCUUUUUUUCUUUUUUUGCAUGUUUGGAGAGUCUACUUCUGAGUGUGAUGGCCUAUGACCGAUUGGUGGCCAUUUGUUACCCUCUACAAUACCUGGUCAUCAUGAACCCCUGUACCUGUGGCUUGUUGGUCCUGGUAUCAUUUUCCAUCAGCCUGUUGACCUCCCAGAUGCACUACUUGAUGAUGUCACAACUUACUUUCUGUGCAGAUGUGGAAAUUCCUCAUUUCUUUUGUGACCUUUCUCAACUCCUCAACCUGGCCUGUUCUGACACCUCCAUCAAUAACAUAUUAAUCCAUUUCAUUGGUACCAUCUUUGGUGGAGUUCCACUCUCAGGGAUCCUUUACUCUUAUAGUCAAAUUAUUUCCUCCAUUCUUAGAGUCACAUCAUCAGGUGGGAAGCAUAAAGCGUUUUCUACCUGUGUUUCUCACUUGUCAGUUGUUUGCUUAUUUUAUGGAACAGGUAUUGGUGUGUACCUCAGUUCGACUGUCUCAUCUUCCCCUAGGAAGGGUGCAGUGGCCUCGAUAAUGUACACUGUGGUCACCCCUAUGCUGAACCCCUUCAUGUACAGCCUAAGGAACAAGGACAUCAAGAGUGCCCUGUGGAGGAUUAUCUGCAAACAGCCUAACCUCAACACCUGUGCCACCCUGUUUUGGGUUCAUAGGCUGGAAAGGCAGUAA
Molecule: messenger RNA, 981 nt
Organism: Hippopotamus amphibius kiboko
Lineage: Eukaryota; Metazoa; Chordata; Mammalia; Artiodactyla; Hippopotamidae
Product: olfactory receptor 18-like
Exons: 1
Coding region: 1-981 (326 amino acids)
Biological process (GO): G protein-coupled receptor signaling pathway
Cellular component (GO): membrane
Molecular function (GO): olfactory receptor activity; G protein-coupled receptor activity
Source: RefSeq, a predicted model, not a curated record